Messenger RNA from Drosophila rhopaloa, 554 nucleotides. RefSeq lists its product as uncharacterized. The record is from RefSeq and is a predicted model, not a curated record. Bases 38 to 451 code for a protein of 137 amino acids. The transcript is spliced from 3 exons. NCBI's taxonomy places the organism in Eukaryota, Metazoa, Arthropoda, Insecta, Diptera, Drosophilidae.
UGUAACGCUGCUGUCAUCGAAAUAUAUUAAAAAAAGAAUGUUAGUUCAGCAAUUAGUUAUUUUAAUAUUAUUAUUGCUUUAUAAUCAAACAACCGCUAUGUAUAGUUGUGCAGAAUGCUCGGCGAUAGAAGAAAAUGUUGGAUUUGAUUGCCAUCCAGAUGAUAGAAAAUUUGUUUCCGUAAGAAAUAGUCAAAAUGAAAGUGCGUAUCCGAAUUGCGUACCAAAUCGCUAUGAGAUAACCAGUCCUAUACAACAUUACUGCUGCUUUUGGUCGCCGGAAUUGGGAUGUUCAAUACUACUCGGUAAAAGGCAGCUUACGUAUAAAGUAGCAUGCACUCAGUGCGAAGAUUGUCCAGGAAGAUGGAGUGGCGCAAAGAAUACGAUUCUUGGACAUAAAUUCUUAACAGGACUUUGGCCGAUUGUCAUUGUUUUAAUUGACCUUCAGAACUAAGGUCUUGUAAGAAGUUAUUCCUAAUAAUUACAGUCUGCAAAUUCAAAGUACAAACUCUACUUAAAUUUGACUUUUGACUUUUCAACUUAUCCCACUUAACGGA